ACCAAACAAAGUAUACUCACAUUCAAGACAAAAGUUUAGGACACGUUUUSGAUCUCAAAAGAAGAAGUUUUCGUCGGAAAAAUCCUAAGAUCGUCGUCGCUACUGUGCUGAAUUAAUUUCUAAGGAUAUAUUUGGAUUAUUUUUGUCUACUGGGUCGAGUAUUUGGGGUAGUUUAUAAACGAAAYCUGAAAGCAUCAAAAUGGCGGCCUUUGGUCCAGCUCUUGGGCAAAGCCUUCGAUCUCGGCCGCCUCGUAACCCUAAUAGUCAAAAGAACGACAGUCCAAGGCAGCUAGAGUUUACCUCAGCAAUGGAGGACUUCAAAAAAAUGUUUCCCAGUAUGGAUACUGAGGUUAUAGAGGCUGUUUUGAGAGCCAACAAUGGACUCGUCGACGCUACCAUAGAUCAGUUGCUUUCUAUGGGCGCUGGAGAUGAAUCUAAGGAAGAMUUUCCUCAUUUGCCGUCGUAUGUUGAUACAGGACCAAGGGAACCUCCUCCCGCCUAUUCUCCUAGAGAAGAAAGUGAUUCAAGCGAUGGGAGACCUUUACCAGCUCGACCAUAUUCAGCUUGGAAUCCACCAUUACUUGGCAACCUACCAGAUGACUUCCUUCGCUUUACUCACAUUCCUCCAUCUAAAAGAAGCACGAGUCCAAGUAUCAGCCCUUCUCUAAGUACAGACAGAAACAACGAUAAAAUACUUGAGCAGUUUUUGGAGGAUGAAAAGCUGGCUCAGGUUUUACAGAACGAAGAAUUUGUGCGAGAAUUGUCUCGGAACAAGGAUUUCAUGAUGUCUUUGGAGCGAGACAAGCAAAGAAAUAUGGCUCUUAACAAUACCAACACAAAUGUCAGUGAAACCCCUGCUCCUCCACACACUGCAUCAUUAAAGCCAGUUGAAGCUCCACCAAGCAGUCAUGGUGAUAACAAUCAAGAUUUAUCAAGUCUAGGAGCAGUAGGAGGGCCUCCACCUCAAGAAGAUGUUGUUCUCCGAGAAAAGCUGAAACACAUGGGGAAAAAUGAGUUAUUGAAUACAAUGGCUGCUGGGAGACUGGAGAUUAUAAAUGAUGCAGAGAGUGAAAAUGAGAAAAGUGGUGACAAAAAUGAAUCCAGUAAAGAAAGUCCUCCACCUGCUAGAGUGUAUGAUCCAUUUGAUCCUGUUGAAUUCUAUGCAGAGGACAAUGAAUUUAAAUACAAGAGUGAGAAAUAGUUCCUUUAAUUAUUAUCAGUAUUGCUAGGUGCUUGGAAAACUAGUGCUGUCCUUUUUACCAUUCUUGGUAAAACAGCCUGAUGAAUUCUUCAUUAUUCACAGCCCCGCCAAGAUGAAUAGUUUUUUUGCAACUUGUCAAUGCCUUAAUAGGGAAUAGUUUCAGAAUUCAGCAUGGAGUUAUUGGAAAGUAUUUUAAUGAUUCACAAYGGCAGAGUUAUGAUAAGGACAUCUGAUUGUGAGCYACAAAGAAACAAGAAKUUUUAUCCUAGAU
Exaiptasia diaphana is the source of this 1472-nucleotide messenger RNA. Its product is annotated as CUE domain-containing protein 1. Gene Ontology annotation, molecular function: ubiquitin binding. NCBI's taxonomy places the organism in Eukaryota, Metazoa, Cnidaria, Anthozoa, Actiniaria, Aiptasiidae. The record is from RefSeq and is a predicted model, not a curated record.